Racocetra fulgida is the source of this 141-nucleotide messenger RNA. The record is from the annotation of a GenBank genome assembly. NCBI's taxonomy places the organism in Eukaryota, Fungi, Glomeromycota, Glomeromycetes, Diversisporales, Gigasporaceae.
UAUAACCAGGCUGCAGAAGGUCAACCCAUAGUUAGUAAAGUAAAUGAUGAUUGGGAAGAAGAGUAUGAAGAUGAAGAAUUAAUCCUUUAUGAAGCAUAUAACUUAGAAGCAGAACCUGUCAAUACAGAAGACUCAGGAUAG